Clarias gariepinus (North African catfish) is the source of this 2318-nucleotide messenger RNA. It is a transcript of the gene pou2f3, whose product is annotated as POU class 2 homeobox 3. Bases 265 to 1473 code for a protein of 402 amino acids. The record is from RefSeq and is a predicted model, not a curated record. Gene Ontology annotation, biological process: regulation of transcription by RNA polymerase II. Gene Ontology annotation, cellular component: nucleus. The transcript is spliced from 13 exons. Gene Ontology annotation, molecular function: RNA polymerase II cis-regulatory region sequence-specific DNA binding; DNA-binding transcription factor activity, RNA polymerase II-specific. NCBI's taxonomy places the organism in Eukaryota, Metazoa, Chordata, Actinopteri, Siluriformes, Clariidae.
CGUCUCCCCCUAUGUUGUUUUAUGCAAAAAGAGUGCGUCUGGAUAGGACGCACUGUGGGCCUUAUGCAAAUCAUCUGUCUAUCAGCUUGUGUGGGAUCGUGAAAAAGGUGAAUACUUCUCCCUGAACCCACUUGUGCCAAAUGUUGAAGUUUCUGCGUAACCUCCUGCGUGCAUCUUGCUCCUUCUUUCAUUCAUGACCGACUCAGGAUUGUAGAAGAAAUCAAGCCAAGCACAUCCACAAUCUGCUUUCUUUAAGAUAUUAAGAUGAGCACAGAGGCUGUCGAGCAGAGGGAUCCUCAGCAUGAACACACAGAAAUCGAACAAAAUGGCAUUGACUUCACAAGACAGAUAAAGACAGAGGACCUGAACGAUUCUCCUCACUCUGCGCCAUCGCAUAAGACAUGUCAUCUCACGCAGGGUUCGCCCGCUCCUACAGGGCAGCUGCCUGGGGACUUGCCAUCGCUGCACCCACUUCCCCAGCUGGUCCUCAUGUCGGGCUCACACCUUUCCUCAUCUUCACCCUUCCUCCUGUCCCAGGCUCAGACAGGACACCAAGCCCUGCUGCAGCCGAAUCUCCUGUCCUUACCCUCUCAGUCCCAGCCUAGUCUCCUGCAGCACCAGCCUGGACUGGCCUUAACACCUCAGUUUUUAUCUGCACAGGCGAUGGGUCGGGCAGGCCUGGCUGGGUCUUCCAUGGACGCACACUUGGACAUGCCUCACUUACAGGUGCCUAAGCACGUGGGUGCGUCACAGCAGGACGAACCAAGUGACCUGGAGGAGUUGGAGCAGUUUGCGAAGUCCUUCAAGCAAAGACGCAUCAAGCUGGGCUUUACGCAGGGAGAUGUGGGUUUGGCCAUGGGGAAGCUCUAUGGAAAUGAUUUCAGUCAAACCACAAUUUCCCGCUUUGAGGCUCUUAAUCUCAGCUUCAAGAACAUGUGCAAGCUCAAACCAUUGCUGGAGAAGUGGCUCAGUGAUGCAGAAAACUCACCCUCGGACUCGAUGGCCAAUCCCGCCACUUUGCCACCACUUAUGGAAGGAUAUGGGAGGAAGAGAAAAAAGAGAACGAGUAUUGAGACCAACAUCAAGCUCACGUUGGAGAAACGCUUCCUAGAUAAUCCCAAACCAAACUCGGAGGAAAUCACUAUGAUUUCGGAGCAGCUGUCGAUGGAAAAGGAAGUGGUGCGGGUGUGGUUCUGCAACCGACGACAGAAGGAGAAGAGGAUCUAUUGCCCAGUUGCCACCUCACCUAUAAAAUCACACAACUACAAUGCCAGACUGCCUGCACCUAGCAGACCCUUCAGUCCUCUUCCUUCAGGAGGUGUGUCGAGCAGCUCGUCUCCCAACAGCCCGAGUCGCGGGUCUUCUCCAAACACUCUGUCUUCCUCCAGUCCUCUGACAUCACAGGGGGUCAAUCAAUCCUUCAAUCCUGCAGGAUCCUGGUAUCGUUGGAACAGUACUGCGUAUCACCACUGAAAUAACCACCUAGAAUCCGCUCCCCACCCCAAGAAGUGAAAAUAAAAUGUUUACAGUUUGUUUUGACAUGAAAGAAAACUAUGCUCUGAUUUCUACAUUUACAUACUGAUGGAAUACUGAAGUUUCACAAUCACAUGCUGAAAAAAAAAGGAAGUUUGUUCAUUUCAACAACAUUUCACCUAUUUUUUUUAUUUUGAUUUGUUUAUAUUAUGAUCAAACAUCAGGUCUCUCCAACAUUUCAAAGUUUCUAUGCGGUGGUGUUAAAGCCACCGUUCUGAAAGACUUAAAGAGAUAUUCCUUUUCUAAGACGAUGUUUACAUAUCUAUUCUUAUCUUUAACCCAUAUUUUUAUCAUAAUAUAUUUAGAUGACACUUAAGCGCGAGCAACAAUGUCAAUUUAAACUAUGCAAAUAUUUCAAGUAUCAAAGCUUUUCGAAUUAUAAGCGUGUGGUUAUCACUGACUUCACUGUGUAGCGUUUAUCAUUUCACUCAAAUGAUUUUCACUCUCCUAUUUUAUAAAUGUCUGUUUUUUCUAAGUUAAGCUUUUAUGAACAUGCUUUUGGAAGUGGAAGUACUAAUGUAGUGGAAAAGGGGGUUUGAUUUUUUUUUCUGCCUUUUCCUUAUGAAGUGGUCCAAAGCAUUUGAAGUGAUGUAAUUUCAACCUUUGUCUUUGAUGUGAUUACUGUAUGUAUCCCCAUUGUUUAUUAUUGCUUGUGUUUAUUUUUUUUCUGUGAUGCAUAAUAUGAUUUGUUUUGUAAUUGAAAUGUUGUGUUGUACAUUUGAAUGCUGGACAUGACUGUAUGUGUAACUGUUUAAUACUUAACAUUAAACAGAUUCACCACUUUA